AAAAGUUAAAGGUGUAUAUCAACUUCCGGUGUCACGGGGUGCCUGGGAGACGGAACGCAAAAAGCGGGCAUAACGAACAUAUCCCGUAUUUUCUCCUUGUAUACAUUUAAUUGCAAAAAAUAUAUUGGGACGACUCAAAACACUCUUACAACAUCAACAGGACGAACGGCAUAACAUUGGAUGUGCAAUUGUACUAGCAUAUCCUUAUUCACUCGACUUGCUAGCAUUAGCUCGCUACCACGACUCCUUCAAGAACAGGCCCCAGCCUGGACUUUGCUUUAUCUAACUAGCUAGCACAAUAUAGCACGUUUUCUUCGUCAAUGUUAUUGUCUGUUCUUAGUGUAAACUAGAACCACAUAUUUAUAACUCACCUGGAGUUGUUUAUGUUUAAGUGUGGUUUAUUUUGAUAUUUCUAAACCGUUGCAUUGGUGGUGUGUAGUUAGUUAGCACUUAACUAAGUGUGCUGUGCACUUUUUCGCUAGCGACCGCGCCGCAUUCCCGUCCAUUUUACAGUCAAAUAAGAAACCGCAAUGUCGGAUUUCGACGAAUUCGAGAGACAAUUGUCUGAAAACAAACAAGGUAAGCUAGCUAGUUAAUCACUUAUGUUUUAUAACCAGGUUCUAAACUAGCUAGUUAGCAAUCGCAUAUCAUCACAACACAAGCUGGCUAAUUUGCUAGUAGUAGCUGCUAGAGCCCACACUGUCGCAGUUGUCGUCCCAGGCACAUUCGUAUGGCAGAUGUGGCUAUAACUAGCUAACCCAUUGUUUAUAAGUAACGUUAUUUCUGUCACUAACAGGCCCUGUUGUGAGCCAGCUAACGUUUUACAGCUCUGUAUAUGUUGAAGUUGCCAGUUACAAUAUGAAUCAUUGAAAAGUUAAAAUCUCUUGGCCAUACAGUAGCUAUAUCCUAUGAAAGUAAACACGUUAUCCAUCCUCUUGCCCCCUGUGCUAUCUUCUCUCCUCCCCAUCUCUAUGAUCAUCUGUAGCUCAGUUGGUAGAGCAUGGCGCCAGGAUAGUGCGCUCGAUUCCCGGGAACACCCGUACGUAAAAUGUAUGCACGCAUGACUGUAAGUCGCUUUGGAUAAAAGCGUCUGCUUAAUGGCAUAGCUAUAUUAUUUUAACUCAACCCCCCCUCUGUUUUUUCUUCCCCUUUCUCUCCUCCCUCCUCUGUUUUUCUCUCCUCCCUCUUCCUGUUUCACCGGUCCUUCCCUUUUCAUUCCCUUCCUCCAGCGGAGAAGGACAAGGAGAACCGCCACCACCGUCGCUCCCCCUCUCGCAGCCGCAGCAGAGAGAGGAAGAGGAGGAGCAGAGACAAGGACAGACGCAGCAGGGAUCGCCGUGGAGACAGCAAGGAGCGCAGACCAAGACGCAGGUAACUACAGCAUUGUCUUACUACACGCUCUCAGGCGUGUAAGAGACCUAGUAUGUGCAGGUACUACAUACUGGUUAAAGUAGGACUAUCUGCACACCUGAUGAGUGAACAGUAUCAGCACACUUGGAAAAUAAGCAACCCAUGCAACACUGACUCUACCUCGCAAAAUCACUGUACCUCGCAAAAAGUUUAAAUGUGAAAUAGAAAGCUCUCACAAGCACAGCAUUAUUCCUCUGAGGUAGCCUUCCUAUUGUCCUGACAGUGAGAUGCAACAUUGUGGAGGAAGACCCACAUCUAACAGUGUUCACACAUGUUGAACAUUCUACACCUGGACCCUGAAGUUGUUUUAGGAUGCAUUUGUUUUAGUGGAAAGAGCCAUAGCGUGCACUUACUAGACCUCAGUGUUCUGUAGAAGUAUAGGUGCCUAAUUCCAAAUCGGCCCCUAGCCCUACUAGUAGAUCUGAAAGGAGUGGAUGUGGUGAUAGCUCCAGCAGAAGGCCAUAUUGCUUAUACCUAUUCAAUCCUUUAGGAUCUAUGUGAAGUUCAUACAAACAGUGGCUUGGGGCUAAUUUCGAAUUGCACUCUAGUUCCACUUCCUGCAGUGGAACUACCUGUGACCAGGGUUGGAGUGAAAUGAAAUGUGAACUCCUUCCAAUGUCAUUUCAGCUCACCAUCCCAACAACAACCCCAAGAGAUUGCUGUAAGGUAAUACAGCAAACUAACACAGAGAUUGUUUCUGCAUUAUUACAAUAUCACUCCAGUCACUCUAGCUAAUGAUCCUUCCUCUGAUUGUGUACUAUCCACUCAUGUUUACGGCAGCGUAUUAUAUUCUGUGUAUACCAUUGUGUGGGAAGGUUUUGGUAAGGGGUUUCUAUUGAGAGAGAAAAACAAAACUGUAGGGUCAACUCUGUAAUAAUGGGAUAGAUUUGUAUGGCUCUGUGACAUCAUCCACUAUUAAUGUCAUUUGAAAGUAGUAUGUAAUUUUAAAUCACUUGUAUUUGUAAAAGUUAUAGUUAAUUUAAGACAUCGAUUCAGAAGUGUAAACCUGGGGUUUGUCAUAGACGGGUUAAAGAGAAGCUGUAGGUUUCUCUAAAGGCCUAAACGUCUUUUUAGGGCUUGACUCACAGGACAUCAGAAGUAAUGACUUCUAUCUCUGUUUCCCCCUGCACUCCUUUGUUGGUCUUUCUGUCCUCACUCCUCCUGUCCUGUGUUCUCUCCAUCAGUCGUUCCCCGCACCGUGAAACCAAGAAGAAGAACAAAGUGAAGAAGUACUGGGACGUCCCUCCUCCUGGCUUUGAACACAUCAGUGUGAUGCAGUACAAAGCCAUGCAGGGUAAGAGGCCUCACUUCAUCAUCCUCUUCCUCUCUCCCUUGUUCGCUCUCCUCUCUCUAUUUUCAUCUACUCUAUUAAACUAUUUGGCCCUCGUUUGCCCUCAUAUUUAACUGAGUUCUUACUAAUACUGUCUUGUUGUGGAAGCUGUAUGAAUGUUGUGUUUUAAACGUGUGACUUCUCCUCAAGCUGCGGGUCAGAUCCCAGCCACGGCCCUGCUGCCCACCAUGACCCCAGACGGCCUGGCCGUGACCCCCACUCCUGUCCCUGUGGUGGGAAGCCAGAUGACCAGACAAGCCCGUCGGCUCUACGUGGGGAACAUCCCCUUCGGCAUCACAGAGGUCAGUUAGCUCCUGGAUGGAUGUAGGGCCGGAGAUCAGAGAGAUGGAGUAGGUAGAUGUUGUCCCAAACCACAGAUACAGGUUAACAGGGCUCUACAGUGCCACCAUUUUACUCACAUAUGCGCCUAAAUAUGUAGCUGUGCGAACUGGAAUUUUAAUUUAGGAGGACCAGUGUGCCUAGAAAAAUUAAGGAUUCUAGCUUAAGGAUAGGGGCUGGGCCAUCUGAUUCUAUCAACUAGUAUUUCAAGCUCAGGGGGAUCAGAGAGUGAGUAGUUGUUUGGAGUGAGUCUUUUCCAGAGUAUUGCCUUAAUGUCUCUCCCUGUGUAGGAGUCCAUGAUGGAUUUCUUCAACGCUCAGAUGCGUCUGGGCGGUCUCACUCAGGCUCCAGGAAACCCUGUUCUUGCUGUGCAGAUCAACCAGGACAAGAACUUUGCCUUCCUCGAGGUGGGUCUCAACACCCACUUGACAAUACUCAAUACUGGAGAAUAAAUAUGGCCUUCCUCAAUAGUCCAAAAUGACCUAUUUUCCUUUUAUCUGAGCUGUAUGAAAUAAUCUGACAGGUGAAAGAUAACCCUCUACCUUUCUAAAACCUGGUGUGUGUUUGUCGUCCCAUAGUUCCGCUCAGUGGAUGAGACAACCCAGGCCAUGGCGUUCGACGGUAUCAUCUUCCAGGGACAGAGUCUGAAGAUCCGUCGUCCCCAUGACUACCAGCCCCUGCCCGGCAUGAGCGAGAACCCCAGCGUCUACGUGCCUGGUCUGUCCGCCUGUCUGUCUCUCCAAACAUCUCUGGCUGGCUACUUCACUCUAUUUAGUCCAUCUUUAAACCCUUCUUAGUCUGGCCUAUUUGACCUCUUCACCCCUCUAUAGGAUCAGACAUUUAUAUCCUGUCUGGAUGAAGGCUGUUUAUAUCAAAGUUUGGCUGACUUUAAAUAACUUCUCUCUGUGUAGGUGUGGUGUCCACAGUGGUGCCUGACUCAGCCCACAAGCUGUUCAUCGGGGGCCUGCCCAACUACCUGAAUGACGACCAGGUCAGUGAGCUAACCGUAACCAGCUUAGCCUUCUAACCAGGCCACCUGGAGCCACCUACUGGGCCAUAUUGGGGCGUGCUGGCUGGCUGCUCACCUCCCUUGACGUCCCAGUCUGGCCCAGUGGAAACCUCCUGUUUCUUCACAUGCCUAGUCAAUGCUGGACGCGGUUAGCAGUGUACUGGAGUAACACUGUUGAUGGAAGCCAGACAGCUUGAAAGACAUCUAAUAGUCUGAGAUGUUAAGUGUCCAACAAUGUCUCCUCCCUCGUCUGACUGUUGUCCCCUUUCCCCUGUCCCUUCAUCUUUUCCCCUCUGGUCUCUAUGGUAAUCUCACCCCUUCUCUCCCUGUGUUCUCCAGGUCAAGGAGCUCCUGACAUCGUUUGGGCCUCUCAAGGCUUUUAAUUUGGUCAAGGAUAGCGCCACAGGUUUGUCUAAGGGUUAUGCGUUCUGUGAAUAUGUGGACGUCAACCUGAACGACCAGGUCACCAUGGAGAAUCAGGUAGCUAAGCAACCCAUUCAUUUUUACUUCUUCACACACCAUGUAAUGGUUUUGGAUUUGUUCAAAUUUUUACAAUAUCUCUUCACAUUUUUGAUUACUCGCGUAUCAAUAAAAAUGUAAAUGAAGGAGCAUAACUCAAGAUUCUUAAUGUUAUUAAAGGGGAACUAUAUUGCUCCUCAGCUUGAGGUAUUAUUAAUAAAAUGUAUUAUGUGUUUCACAUGUAAUACUUUAGCCCCCACAGCAAGACACAUAACUCUUGCCAAAAUGAUGUCAUAUGGUUACACUCCCAAUAUUUCAGGGUAAUCUGUUAUGAUUGAACUGAAUUGCAGUAAAACAUUAAUAAAACCUUUGAAAAUGACCAUCUGUAGAAAGUAAAUUCAGCUUUUGAUUGUGUUCUUGAAAGGGGAAAUUUCAGUUUGAAAUGUGUAGAAGUGCAUAGACCCUGGGGGUUGUCCCUGCUGAUGAUUGACAGCUGUAUUAACCACUUGGAGAUGCCCUGUCCCCACAGGCCAUAGCAGGACUCAACGGCAUGCAGCUGGGAGAUAAAAAACUCCUGGUGCAGAGGGCCAGCGUGGGAUCCAAGAACGCCACUCUGGUAAGACGGGGUAGAGGAUAUUGUGCAGAGGGGGUAGAGGAUCUUGUGCAGAGGGGGUAGAGGAUCUUGUGCAGAGGGGGUAGAGGAUCUUGUGCAGAGGGGGUAGAGGAUCUUGUGCAGAGGGGGUAGAGGAUCUUGUGCAGAGGGGGUAGAGGAUCUUGUAUAGAGCAGAGAGAGACGAGGGGGAGCAUAUGUUGUGCCUUUGGGGCGACCAGUGCUGUGUCUGUUCUACUUUUCCAAUCCCUCAAGGCAUGUUCUGUAUCAGAGGAAGGCCCAAAAAUUGUCAAAGACUCCAGUCACCCAAGUCAUACUGUUCUCUCUGCUACCGCACGGCAAGCGGUACCAGAGUGCCAAGUCUAGAUCCAAACGGCUCCUUAACAGCUUCUACCCCCAAGCCAUAAGACUGCUGAACAAUUAAUCAAAUGGCCACCCAGACUAUUUACACUGCUGCUACUCACUGUUUUUUAUCUAUGCAUAGUCACUUUACCCCUACCUACAUGUACAAAUUACCUCGACUAACCUGUACCCCCGCACAUUGACUCGGUAACCCCUGUAUAUAGCCUCGUUAUUUUAUUGUGUUACUUUUUAUAUAUAUUUUUUACUUUAGUUUAUUUAGUAAAUAUUUUCUUAACUCUAUUUCUUGAACUGUAUUGUUGGUUAAGGUCUUGUAAGUAAGAAUUUCACGGUAAGGUCUACACCUGUUGUAUUCGGCGCAUGUGACAAAUACAAUUUGAUUUGAUACAUCAACACUACUCCAACCCUCCUCUCUCCCCCUCCAGACGAGUAUAAACCAGACCCCGGUGACGCUGCAGGUGCCGGGCCUGAUGAACAGCUCAAUGACCCAGAUGGCCGGCCUGCCCACAGAGGUGCUGUGUCUGAUGAACAUGGUGGCUGUGGAGGAGCUGGUGGAUGAAGAGGAGUACGAGGAGAUCGUGGAGGAUGUGAGGGACGAGUGCAGCAAGUACGGCCAGGUGAAGAGCAUCGAGAUCCCCAGACCUGUGGAUGGGCUGGAGGUCCCCGGCACUGGCAAGGUGAGAGAGAGGCUACUGUCUGUCUUCAGCUUUAUGACUAUGCCUUUUUGAAUAAUCUCUGUUGACACUCCUUACAUUUCAUCUCUAUCCCUCUCUCCAUCUCUCUGUCCUAUAGAUCUUUGUGGAGUUCAUGUCGGUGUUUGACUCCCAGAAGGCAAUGCAGGGUCUGACGGGCAGGAAGUUUGCCAACCGGGUGGUGGUGACUAAAUACUGCGACCCUGACGCCUACCACCGCCGAGACUUCUGGUAGAGGAUGACGACAGAUGAAGAGAGCGAGGGGGGUGGAUUGCCCUAUUUCAAAUCGACCCUUAACCCCCCACCACCUAGGCACUUGUUUUGACCUGAAAAGGUGUGAGCGACAUAAUGUUUCACCUAGUCCAUCAGAAGGCCAGGUGGAGCUAAGAGAAAUACCCGGGGGUAGGGGCUAGGGAUCCAUUUGGUAUUGGGCAAAAGAAGGGAGAGAUGGAGAAAAAAGGGUUUGUAUUCUGACGAAAACCAAGAGGGUCAUGGGAGGGAGGGGGGGGGGUUAAAAGAUUUUUGCGAAUUGUGUGUCGUAACAGGUCAGGGGUAAAUGAUUUUUAUACUUUGUGAGGAAGGGAUGGGGUCAUUCUGGCGGGGGGGGGGGGG
Coregonus sp. 'balchen' is the source of this 6821-nucleotide messenger RNA. NCBI's taxonomy places the organism in Eukaryota, Metazoa, Chordata, Actinopteri, Salmoniformes, Salmonidae. The record is from the annotation of a GenBank genome assembly.